AAAUUAUAAAUUGAAUUUUCGUCGCGUUAGUCGUAUUACACACAGCGCGAAUCGAUAGACUAAAGUAAAAUGUCUAAGACCAUUGAUUUCAACAAAUUGAAAGAUGGCAUCAUCGACGCAGGCACAGAACUUGUAUCGAAGAUAAUUAAAGAUGCAACUGAUGGUGCUGUGACUGUACAAUCAAUCGUAAAUGGUCAAAUUAAAGUCGAUGCUAAUGCAUAUGUUGACAAGGCAGUCUCUCUCCUGAACGAUAAAUUGGAAAGCAAUAAUUUGGAUACGUCCGAACUUCCAGAUGUGGACGUUAAUUUUGAACAUAAUGUUGCAUGCGGAAUCAUUAUACCUGGUACCGCAGACAUACAGGACGGCAGUAUCAGUGGAUUAGCUAAUUUUUGUCGAACUGGCGAUUCGGAACUAAACAUUAAUGCAUUAAGUAGUCCCAUGAUUUCGGCCCGUGCACGAAUUGGAAUACGAAACACCAACGUAGAAUACUCAGGAAAGGUCACAUUAAUGUGUUUCGGUCCUCAAUUCAAAAUCAUGGGCAUAUUAGCCGAUAUUUCACUUGAUAUUGACCUUGUAGUAGAAAAAAACUUGGUCGUGACUGUGAAUAAGUUUGGAGUUUCAAGUGACGGUGAUUUAAAAUUACAAUUUCAAAAUCUUGAUAACUUUGACUAUCUACCGGAAAAGAUAUCGCAGGAGUUAAAAACUGGUAUUAAGAAGACCGUGCUGGAAUACUUGGAAAAUUCGAUGAGAGAACGAUUGGAAACUGUAAUUUCGUCACUGCCAUUGACGGCAUGAAAUUUGUGAAUAGUAUUUUACAUUACUAGGGAUAAAAAGUUAUGUAA
Bradysia coprophila is the source of this 842-nucleotide messenger RNA. RefSeq lists its product as uncharacterized. The record is from RefSeq and is a predicted model, not a curated record. NCBI's taxonomy places the organism in Eukaryota, Metazoa, Arthropoda, Insecta, Diptera, Sciaridae.